Messenger RNA from Pestalotiopsis fici W106-1, 2391 nucleotides. RefSeq lists its product as uncharacterized. The transcript is spliced from 4 exons. NCBI's taxonomy places the organism in Eukaryota, Fungi, Ascomycota, Sordariomycetes, Amphisphaeriales, Sporocadaceae. The record is from RefSeq and is a predicted model, not a curated record. Bases 1 to 2391 code for a protein of 796 amino acids.
AUGGUACGAAACAGAUGGGCCUUGUUGCUUCCAGGUCUAUUGGGCCUGGCAUUGGCAGCUUGCUCCGACAGCAGCUGCUUAGAACGACUAGAAAAUUGCGGCCCAGGCUGCGUUGCUGACUGCUCCCGGUGGUUAGCCGUCACUGUCACGCCUGCAACCAUAACGUCUACUAUUACGGUCCAGUCUAGCACCACGACUGCCACUGGACUCGCCCGCCGCCAAGAAAGCCAGGACAACCAAGGCCUCUGUCCACCCCCUCCAUUCCCCCCUUACGCCGGAGCAGUGUGCAACGAUCUAUCGGAAUAUGUCUCGGCCUGCAGCUGCAUCGGCGCCGGUCCUACAACCACCACAGUGGCCGUGCCCACGACGACAGUGACUGUGACGGCAGAUGGCAUACUCAAUCCAACGAUCUCUGGUGUUACUUCAACAACAUCCGGUAGCAAUCCUACUACCAGCACCAGUACUCUGAUUCCAACCGGGGCCUCCGCUGAAACCUCUGCUGCAUCAACUACCAGUGAUAGCCCCAUAAUCUUGACAGUCGCUCCAGUAAUACAGCCAGCCGUACAGACGCCCGCUCCUGGAAAGCGUUGGUUGCGCAGGCAGACCCCCACCGAGAGCGAACCUCCAGUCGGAGGCUUCAUUGGCGCCGACAGUUCAGAUUCAGGCUGUGCCUCUGCGCAAGAGUUUACCAUUGUUGAUGGAGAACUUACCGGCCAGGGAGGAUCUCUUCGCGCAGAUAUCGAUGCAAGCUUUACAGAGUUUGUACCCUCCUCGGGCGGCACUAUCUCUAGAACCUUUGUCGUGAUCAACUCUACCCUUCACUGGCAGAAUGAGACCUUUUCUGGAGGUGAAGCAGGAUUUUGCCAGAGCUCGGAUGGCGUGGUCUAUGCUACGUUCAGAGACGCAGAGAGCGACCUUCCAGUAGACUGCUCACCCAUCUCAAUUGUCGUGUAUCGAGCUAAUCGAUGUGUCAAUGGUGUCAUUGUACCCGACCCAGAUCAAUCCAUCACUAGCAGUGACUCCAUGACGGCAUCUUCAUCUAGCAGUGACUCCAUGGUAGCGUCGUCAUUUGAGCCUUCGUCUGCAUUUACAAGUCCAUCGACUAUCAUUUCAGUUACAAGUUCAUCGUCUAUCAUUUCAUCAAGUACCUUGCCGUCGCUAAACAACUUUACGUCAUCAACUGGCUUUGCGCCAUCGGGUACGGGACCAUUAAGCACCGCACUUUCGGGUAUCUUUCCGUCAAGUACCUUUGCGUCGAGUACCGCUCCGUACAGUAACUUGACAUCCAGCACAGUUUCAGCGGACACAGCUUCGAGCACUGCUACCCCAUCGAUAAUUCCACAACCGCCACUUUUUGGUUUCUGCCUACAGGUCGACGGUCGCAACUCCUCCCUUGACAAGCAGUUUGUCACAUCUGAAGGACUCGGGGAUGGACUGUACCUUGAAGCGAAAGGCACUUCUUCCCGCUCCCCCGUGAAGUUCACCCUCAAUCCAAUAACCGGAGCAUUGUCCACGUCCGACGGAUCCUACGUGACCAUAUCUGGCUGUCCCGAGCCCGAUGCGGAAUUCGUGUCUUUCAGUAUUGAAACUGCAGAUGCUGUGAAUGCUGCACCUGGCGACUUUAUUCUUGUCACAUGCUCACCCCGAUACUCACCGGUCAUGUCGGCUUUCGAGCUGCAGUGCUCCGCAGAUUCUGGCGAAAGUAAUUACGGACCAUUUACGGGCACUGGCACAGAUCCUGUAGAGUUGAGCAUGCUGCGCGAAGAUGGAUCGGACCUGUCGCAGUCUGUCACGCUCGUGCUCCGUUCGGGAGCAGAGUGUGCUCUCAACACUUCGGAACCUACAGUCACAUCCAUGACAAGUACCACAAUUCCGUCUUCCGUCGCUUCCGAGACUGCUUCUCAAAGUCCCCUGGACUCCUUUGAGUCUCUUCCCACGUCAGUCGAGAGCAUUCCUACAACAUUCCUAUCCGAGACUUCCUCCGAGACUAGCACAUCAGUCAUGUUGAACCCGUCUGAUGCCACUCCUACGGACAUUACAAGUAGCAGUCCAUCAAUCUCGUCCAUCACCCCUUCUGAGACUGGUGCACAGAGCUCCGUAACAUCUUCAGAGGCUGGCUCUACAUUAAUCGAAGAGACUCCCACAGCAUCCUCGUCAAUAUUUCCUUCCGAAACGAGCACUACUUCUCCUGGCAUUUGGGACCCUUCAGAUCCCCCUUCUACGCCUAUGAUAAGCAUACCUUCAUCGGCUUCGUCGACUGUUUCCUCUGAGACCGAAACUACCUCGACAUCUUCCGAGUCAAUUGUCUCAUCGACGGAAGACAUCACCCCAAGCUCGUCAACAAUUUCUUCCGAGACGAUUACGUCGAUCACAACUAUUGAAAUCGUGUAA